CCAUUCUUCCAUUCUACCUGCGACAUGCACACGUCUCUGUAUAUCUGUUAGAGCAAAGUUCACUUCAGCUGUUCUGUCGUCGGUUUCGUUGGCAUUACCAUAGUCAGGAAAGUUUCACUAAUGCUGAAUUAACGCGUUACGACACACCGAUAGGACUCGUCGCGUUUCGCUUGUGUAGUUUAUUUUGUCUCUACACUUCGCUCUCGGUACGGUUACUGAGUUGGACGGAUUCGCCAUGAGCGUGGUGUCUGAGGGUGUCUUUCUCUCGGCUCUGCAGCCAAACAGCUCCAAAGUGAGUACGUAUGCCGUGCCGUCGGAGACUCAGCUCCCGCACGGCGGCGCGUACUCGGACGAGUCAACGCGAGUCAAGCGCGUACAGCAGCAGGUGGCCCAGAGACUAGCCGAGAAAUCCACCUUGCCCCGGCGGAGCACCUCCACGUCCACCUCCGCGCAGUACCCCACCUCAGAGUACGGUGGUUCUGCUACAAUGAUGAAGUACCAGACCUUCAAUCCUAGCUUCAGUUCAAAGUCCUAUAUGCACUCCUCCACCACCAGACCAGUAAUGGCCCACCGUGCAUCUCAGCAGACCAGCAGUGGCUACUCGUCUCGCUCGGCCAUGGACUAUGGUACUAGAUCUCAGAUGAGUCGAGGGGCUGCUGGAGGACUGAUGUAUAACCAUGAGGACAUGGGUGGCAUGGCAGGAAUGGGUAGCAUGGCAGGUGGCUACCAAAGCAGCCAGUCUCAGCAGUAUCCGAUAAGCACAACGAUGCGCUCCAUGAGCCGUGGGGUUGCUGACGCAGAGACCACAUCGCUACACUCACUACGCCUGCACUCCCUGCCUCAACAGCAGGUUACCACUUGGAUGGCACGAAAUGGCAGUGAGGGAAGCCUGGGAUCAGACCAGGAGGCCAACUUUUCACGGCAGGAGGCAGGUUAUAACAUGAGCAAUGGCUAUGCAAGCACAUAUUCACACCCAUUCUCUGCCUCGGUCAAUGAGUUCAGCUCUGGGGCCAGGCAGACUUCAGCGACUAUGCCGACCAUAAGCCGUUCCCUCAGCGGAACCCUGGCUCGCAACGGAGGCACUGGAGUCAACAUGGGUGAGGAGGCCUAUAUACGCCAAACUUUCAAAGGCCCCUCGCAGCGCACCAUCAACAGGAUCACCCAGAAUCGCCAGAGUCGCUACUCUGUGUCAGCGGGGAGUAUGCAGGGAGGAAGCAGUACAGGGGGCUUUGUGAUUGGUGGAAACGGCUCCCAGGGUAACCUGACUAUGAUGAAGCAGGGGAGGAUAUCUCGUGCGCCCUCCAUGAGGAGUGUGAUCAGUGUGGGCAAAGGCAAAGAUGUCUUUGAUGGCAUGGAUAUGACAGGCAGCAUGGGAAAUCUGAGCGGACUGGGUGCCCUGGAUAUGACAACUGCCUUGAACUACCUUGAGUCAUCUGACAAAGACCAGCAGGCACUUGGAGCUGCUUACAUCCAACAUGAGUGCUACCACAACAAAGAUGCCAAGAAACAAGUGAACCAGUUGAAAGGCAUACCCCUACUGGUUCAGUUGUUUAACAGUGAGGCACAGAGGGUGCAACAAUAUGCCACUGGAGCAGCCAGGAACCUCAUCUAUGAAAACAUGGAAAACAAAGUGGCUCUCAUCGAAGCUGGAGGAAUCCCUAAGCUUAUGCAAGCCCUGAAAGAACCAGAUGAUGAACUCCAAAAGAACAUCACUGGAAUUCUGUGGAAUCUCUCCUCUAAAGACAACCUGAAAGAGAAGUUGGCGAGGGAGACACUUCCAAAGCUGACUGAAGAUAUACUGAUUCCUCUCUCAGGCACUGGAGAAAGAGAAAUAAUCGAGCACAAUGAUUCAGAGGCAGACAUUUUCUUCAAUACUACCGGAUGCCUCAGGAACCUAAGUUCGAUAAACACAGUGACCCGUCAGCAGAUGAGGGAAACUCCUGGACUAAUUGAGGCCUUGGUGGGCUACAUUCAGAAAGCAGUGGAUGACACUAGAGUAGAGCAGAAGGGAGUGGAGAAUGCGGUGUGUGUGCUGAGGAACUUGUCCUAUCAGCUGUACGAUGAGAUUCCCCCCUCAGUCUUGAUGCGCUUGGAGGGCACCAGUCGAAAUCAGGUUUCCUCUCGAGGAGAGCCCAUCGGCUGCUUCACUCCACAGAGCAAGAAAGUAAAAGGCAGUCAGAAUCAUGACCUGUCUACGUUUACCGAGGUGACCCGGGUGCCUAGGGGAUGUGAGUGGUUGUGGCACCCUAAGGUGGUAGGCCUUUAUCAAGCUGUCCUUACCCGCUGUGAAACAAACAGUACUACACGAGAGGCUGCAGCUGGAGCUCUGCAGAACAUUACUGCUGGAGACAGAAGGUGGCCAUCCAUCCUGAGUCGUGUUGCCUUAGAGCAGGAGCAUAUAUUGCCUGUGAUUCUGGAUAAGCUGAAGACAACCAACGAUCUAGAACUUCGUUCUCUCACUGGCUUCCUCAGGAACUUGUCCCGUCACUCCAGAGACAAAAACAGCCUGGCCCCUAAGGUGGUGUCACAUUUAGUGACGAUAUUGCCAGCUGAUGGCACUCAGAAGCUCCCUUCCCCUGAUGUGGUUAUAAAUAUCUGUGGCGCACUUAACAACCUUGUAAGCUGUAGUGAGGUAGCUGCACGAGAUAUAGCCUUCUUUGAUGGACUGCCCAAGUUGGUGGGCAUCAGGAACUCUCACGAUAACAGUUCAGGCAAACAGAAGCAAUCCAAAGCAGCAGCUACGGUCCUUUGCAACAUGUUCCAAUAUAAAAAACUACACAAAGAUUACAAAAAGAAAGGAUUCCAGAAAGAGGAUUUUACAGAGUUGAGCUUCUAAAUAAAGACUGGGACUGUGUGGAUGUAAUUGCAUGCAUGUAAAUAAGGAAUGGAAAGAAAAAAGAACAGUAACUCAUAGCUGAAUAUUUCAGCUGUGAGAUUUGGCUAGUGCAACACAAUCUGCCCUUGAAUACAGGAAGGGUACACCUGGAAAUCAACAGUGCAAUUCAACAAAGUAUGUUGUUCAUGAUAUCGGACUUGAUUGAUGGAGGUUGCACCUUAAUUAAAUUCCUAUAGAGCUAAGUUUGUUUUUAAUCUUCAGGGAUUUUUGGCCACUGUCUUUUCUGGCCACUCUCAGCAGUGUGCAGCAAGAUUAUUGACUGUUGUGUAUGUGUCUGUUUUCCCAAUGUCAUGGGCAUUGCCCAUUCUUAUCAUAUGGUAGUUCAUGGGAUUCAUUUCUUUUUAUAUUUUUGAAUUGUAAACUACUGUGACAGGUUUUCUCCCCUUAAACAUCAGUACUGUUAUCUGGAGUAGAUGGUUGUGGGAUUUAACAAAAAUGUGAGCAGGAUGCUAAAUAUUUCUAGACAGCACCAUAUACAUACACUAUUAUGUUUUUCAGCAUUGCCAUAUUAUUUUGUUAAUGGGUCUGUAUUGUUAUAUUGAGCCUAUUAGUAAAAAGUUAUGUCUCAAUUCUUGCUCUGUAUAUAAUGGUUAAAACCAUAAACAAUUUACUUUACUAUCUAGUAACGGGAUUUUUGCCAAAUAGUUAGGGUAGCCUCAAAUUAAUGUCUAGCACUUAUAUCUAGCACUAAAUGGCAUUUUACUUGGUAUGUCAGCCAUUGAGAAAAAAUUAAAUGACAGGUGCAAACAUUUGUCAGCUGUACACAGUCUUUUGCCAUUCUAGAACAUCAUGAGGAUAUUGAUUUUACCCUGCAGCUCACUGAAUUUCCAAGUGUAAAUGCAUGGCUUACAGAAAAGGCAUUGAGACAUAGCUACUAAGUAGGCUAAACUUAGCAGAAUAUAAGUCUUGUUCCAGCACCUGGUAACUGAUGUAUUGUCAUGGUGUUGUAUUAAAACCUGGUAUAGUAAAAAUCAAUAUGAAUGUAAAUUGUUGCUCAUUGUUUCCAUGAAAACAGCUAUUGGGUCAUGCUUGGGUCAACAUGUGAUUAUGUUUAUUUUCUUUUUUUUAAUUAGCAACAUAAAUAGCUAUAAAUCGAUUUACGUAAUACAAUUAAUGCAAUUUCAUACCAUUCUGGGCAAACUGGAAAAUGCUUGUCAGUGGUAGGUUAGUUACAAUGUAUCAUACACUAAAGAUAAUAAUGCAUCAUAUUAAAUAACUAAAUGAUACUGCAACUUUCAGCAAUAUUAACUUGUCUGGAACUUUUCUAGAAAAUGAUGUUUCAUUUAAAGAAUUUCUGUUAUGAAACCUGAAUGUUUGGGGUAUAUUGGUUGAAGUCUGAGUGUUUAUUGAGAUUGAUGUCUAUGAAAAGUACUUUUUUAAAAUACUUUCUUAAAUCUUUAUAUUGUAAUUUUUUUUUAUUCUGGGAAAUUUAUAUCAGUAAAAUGACUAGAGUGUGUUCAAUUUGCCAAAUUCUGUAGUGAGAUUUAUCAAGGUUAGGACUGCACUGCCUGUUUUAUACACACAGAAAAUCCACAGAAUUAACACCUAUAGUGUUUGUUUGGGUUUUUUUUUAGGUCCAAUUGGACACAAAUGAAAACUUUGAAAGAGUUAACACUCUAGGUGUUAAUUAACAUGGGGGAUUUUGCUGUGUAAAAUUGUUAUAGCUUUGUUCCUGCUCUGUAUGGUUCAUUUCUCACUUUGCAAGCACAUUCUUAAUUGUGAUCGUUCACCUUGUUAAAAACAAAUAAAAUAUGAUGUGCUGGA
Ictalurus furcatus (blue catfish) is the source of this 4660-nucleotide messenger RNA. RefSeq names its product plakophilin 3a (gene pkp3a). The record is from RefSeq and is a predicted model, not a curated record. The transcript is spliced from 13 exons. The coding region runs from base 236 to 2836 and encodes 866 amino acids. Gene Ontology annotation, biological process: cell-cell junction assembly; cell-cell adhesion. Lineage: Eukaryota; Metazoa; Chordata; Actinopteri; Siluriformes; Ictaluridae. Gene Ontology annotation, molecular function: cadherin binding. Gene Ontology annotation, cellular component: cytoplasm; nucleus; plasma membrane.